AUGACCAAGAAACGGAUUGCUGUGAUUGGGGCUGGAAUUAGUGGACUAGGUGCCAUCAAGUGCUGCUUAGAUGAAGAUUUGGAGCCCACCUGCUUUGAGAGAAAUGAUGAUAUUGGAGGCCUGUGGAAAUUUCAAAAAAAUCCUUCAGAGAAAAUGCCCAGUAUCUACAAAUCUGUGACCAUCAACACCUCCAAGGAGAUGAUGUGCUUCAGUGACUUCCCCAUACCUGACCAUUUCCCCAACUAUAUGCAUAACACUAAACUCAUGGAUUACUUUAGGAUGUAUGCCAAACACUUUGGUCUUCUGAAUUACAUUUGCUUUAAGACCAAAGUGUGCAGUGUGCGGAAGCGUCCAGACUUCUCCACCAGUGGACAGUGGGAUGUUGUUGUGGAGAUGAAUGAAAAACAAGAGACCUUGGUCUUUGAUGGAAUCUUAGUCUGCAGUGGGCAUCACACAGACCCCUACUUACCCCUUCACUCCUUCCCAGGCAUUGAAAAAUUUGAAGGCUGUUAUUUCCACAGCCGAGAAUACAAAAGUCCUGAGGACUUUGUAGGAAAGAGAAUCAUAGUGGUGGGUAUUGGGAAUUCUGGUGUGGAUAUUGCUGUGGAGCUCAGUAGUGUGGCAAAACAGGUGUUCCUCAGCACCAGAAGAGGAUCGUGGAUUUUGCACCGUGUUUGGGAGAAUGGUUAUCCCAUGGAUAGUUCAUUUUUCACUCGGUUCAAUAGCUUUCUCCAAAAAAUAUUAACUACAUCACUGAUUAAUAACUACCUGGAGAAGAUACUGAACUCCAGAUUCAAUCAUUCCCACUAUGGCCUGCAACCCAAGCACAGACUUCUAAGUCAGCAUCCAACUGUCAGUGAUGACCUGCCAAAUCACAUAAUUUCUGGAAGAGUCCAUGUGAAGCCUAAUGUGAGGGAGUUCACAGAGAGAGAUGUCAUUUUUGAAGAUGGCACUGUAGAAGAGAAUGUGGAUGUUGUAGUUUUUGCUACAGGAUAUUCUUUUUCUUUUCCUUUCCUUGAUGGUCUGAUUGAAGUGGCUAAUAAUGAAGUGUCCCUGUAUAAACUGAUGUUUCCUCCUGACUUGGAGAAGCCAACAUUAGCUGUCAUCGGGCUCAUCCAGCCACUGGGCAUUGUUUUGCCUAUUGCAGAACUGCAGUCUCGCUGGGCUACACGAGUGUUCAAAGGGCUAAGCAAAUUACCCUCAACAAAGACCAUGAUGGCCAACAUUGCUCAAAGAAAAAGGGCUAUGGAUAAACGUUACGUGAAAACAGCCCGGCACACGAUCCAAGUGGACCACAUUGAGUACAUGGAUGAGAUUGCCACCUUGGUGGGGGUGAAGCCCAACCUGCUGUUUCUCUUUCUCUCAGAUCCAAAGCUGGCCGUGGAGGUUUUCUUUGGCCCCUGUACUCCAUACCAGUACCGCCUGCAGGGGCCAGGGAAAUGGGCUGGAGCCCGGAGAGCCAUCCUGACCCAGAGAGAGAGAAUCAUUAAGCCCCUGAGGACUCGCAUUGUCAGCGAAGACAGUCACUCGGCCUCAUGGCUCUCUUGGAUAAAGAUGGCAACAUUUGGCCUGGCAUUUCUGGCAGCUGGUUCAGCAUACUUUAGAUGUAUUCGCCAUGGUGAACGGAAAUAA
Dipodomys spectabilis (banner-tailed kangaroo rat) is the source of this 1632-nucleotide messenger RNA. RefSeq names its product flavin-containing monooxygenase 5-like. Gene Ontology annotation, molecular function: NADP binding; flavin adenine dinucleotide binding; N,N-dimethylaniline monooxygenase activity. The record is from RefSeq and is a predicted model, not a curated record. Lineage: Eukaryota; Metazoa; Chordata; Mammalia; Rodentia; Heteromyidae. The transcript has 8 exons. The coding region runs from base 1 to 1632 and encodes 543 amino acids.